AUGAGAGAAGUCAUUAGUGUCAACAUCGGUCAAGCUGGGUGCCAAAUUGGUAAUCUGUGCUGGGAAUUGUAUUGUCUUGAGCAUGGAAUCAACCCAGACGGGUACCUUAGUAAUGGCAGUUCCACCCCAAGUGGUGAUGGGUUUCAAACCUUCUUCCAGGAAACUGGAUCAGGUAAAUUCGUCCCACGUACUGUCUACGUCGAUUUGGAGCCUAAUGUGAUUGACGAAAUUAAAACCGGGAAGUACCGUGACUUGUUCCAUCCUGAACAAUUGAUUGCCGGUAAAGAAGACGCUGCUAACAAUUUUGCCAGAGGUCACAAUACCGUUGGUAGAGAAAUGCUUGAACAAACUAUGGAAAGACUCCGUAAAGUUGCGGAUCAAUGUGAUGGUUUACAAGGUUUCUUGUUCUCCCAUUCUUUUGGUGGUGGUACCGGUUCAGGUUUUGGAUCUUUGUUACUCGAAGAAUUGUCGGCGGAAUUUGGUAAGAAGACUAAGUUGGAAUUCGGGGUUUAUCCAGCUCCUCAAGUGUCUACCUCUGUUGUUGAACCUUACAAUGCUGUUUUGACUACCCAUGCCACUUUAGAACACGCUGACUGUACUUUUAUGGUUGACAAUGAAGCCAUUUAUGACAUGUGCCGUCGUAACUUGGACAUUGCCAGACCAAGCCAUGAUAACUUGAACCGUUUGAUCGCCCAAGUUGUAUCAUCAGUCACUGCUUCCUUGCGUUUCGGUGGUUCUUUGAACGUUGAUUUGAACGAAUUCCAAACUAAUUUGGUUCCUUACCCAAGAAUCCAUUUCCCAUUGGUUUCUUAUGCCCCAAUCAACUCCAGCGCCAAGUCUCGUCAUGAAUCCAACACUGUCAUGGAAAUUACCAACGCUUGUUUCGAACCAUCCUACCAAAUGGUCAAAUGUAACCCUAAGAACGGGAAGUACAUGGCCAACUGUUUGUUGUACCGUGGUGAUGUUGUCACUAGAGAAGUUACCAACGCUGUUACCGCCAUCAAACAAAAGCGUGAUAUUCAAAUGGUUGACUGGUGUCCAACUGGUUUCAAGAUUGGUGUCUGUAGUCAACCACCACAAUUUGUUCCUGGUGGAGACUUGGCUCAAACUACUCGUGCCAUUAGUAUGUUGUCUAACACCACUUCUAUUGCCGAAGCCUGGUUGCGUUUGAGUAACAAGUUUGAAUUAAUGUUUGCUAAAAGAGCGUUUGUUCAUUGGUAUGUUGGUGAAGGUAUGGAAGAAGGUGAACUUAGUGAAAGUGCCGAAUCUGUUUCUUCCCUUGUUAAUGAAUAUAUUGAACUUGGUGCUGAUAGUGUUGACGAAGCCGAAGAAUAUUGA
Messenger RNA from Saccharomycopsis crataegensis, 1338 nucleotides. Its product is annotated as tubulin alpha chain. The coding region runs from base 1 to 1338 and encodes 445 amino acids. NCBI's taxonomy places the organism in Eukaryota, Fungi, Ascomycota, Saccharomycetes, Ascoideales, Saccharomycopsidaceae. Gene Ontology annotation, molecular function: GTP binding; structural constituent of cytoskeleton. The record is from RefSeq and is a predicted model, not a curated record. The transcript has a single exon. Gene Ontology annotation, cellular component: cytoplasm; spindle; nucleus. Gene Ontology annotation, biological process: nuclear division; microtubule cytoskeleton organization; mitotic cell cycle.